This is a messenger RNA of Cinara cedri, 24877 nucleotides long. The record is from the annotation of a GenBank genome assembly. Lineage: Eukaryota; Metazoa; Arthropoda; Insecta; Hemiptera; Aphididae.
AUGGACGACUGCGCGACGACGACCCGGUCCGUCCUGACAUUGUUGGUGCUCCUCUUCCUGUCGGGUAAACUAUUUGAUUUUUUUCAUCAAUACAUCCGCAGCGCACCUACCGAUACCACGGUUUAUACAAUUGUUUGGCUCGCAGACGAAUCGGGCGGCGGCGGCGGAGUGGCCGGCCGGGAAACGGUAAUUUUCCGGAUCGCCCCCCCCCCGGUCCGCGGUUCACGGUUUUCGACCGACGACGAUUUGUCGGUUUUGUACAAUGUAUAAUUAUUGUUAUUAUUGUUAUCGCUGUUGUAACAUUAUCCCCCGUCGGUAUUGCCGAUCCGUUUAAAAGUCCGGCGGUCGACCGGUUUUUUUUUCCUACCAACUUAUCUCGAAAAAUGAAUCAUUUUGUAUUUAAAAAAAAAAAAAAAAUAAUAAUAAUUUUAUUUCCUACGUAAAUAGAGAGAGAGUGAGAGAGAGAUAAAUGAAUGAAACGAUUUUGAAAUUAUUAUUUUUUAUUUUGAAAUAUAAUAUUUUAACGACCGAAACAAAUUAUUAUUGAAAAUAUUGACCAUACAAUUUAUGUGCCCCAAACAAAUUCAAUAAAUCGAUUCGUUUGAUAUUUUAUUGGGGAGGAGGGGUGUAUGUCGGGCGGUCCGGAUAAAUUCCAAUCCGCCCCUGACUGAUUUCGGUUUCCACACCCAAAUCAUAUUGUACACUUCAUGUAAGUGUUAUUAGAGUGCGCUUUUAUAUGCGUAUAUAACAUUUCAUUUCUCACAGUACGUAUACGUGAUAUCUUUAAAAUAAUGUCGUCCACACGUGUUUGGAUUUAAAGUAUUACGUGUACUGGGAUGGGACGUAUACGAACUUUUUUUUUUUAUGAAAAUUGUUUAGGUGUAUUUUUUUUUUUUCGGAACUUGUUAGUGUUUUAAACGCGAAAUUCCCGUUCGCACGGUAAUGAUGAAAGACGUUUUAUACUCCGCCUAACUGAGUCUAUAAUGUAUUUAUUAUAAUAUUUGGGAACGAAAACACACGUUUAUAAAACAUAUAAGAACCUACCAUCAGUACCAUUUAUAUGUUAUAAUAUUAUACACCGUGGUUUCGAUUAUAGCGGCACAAAUAGAAUUCGUUUUCGGGAAUGGCGGAAAAGGGUAUGAAUUUCUAGUCAGUUAAUUAUUGAACAUGUGACGUAUGUACGGGACGUACACGUAUUUGACUUUUGUAGUAAUUUAUUACAAUACAAAAUUAUGCGACUAUAUGUCUGUACGCAGAAUUCGUAAACAAUUUUUCAAUUUUCAGGAGAGGGGAGAUCCGUAAUCUCUUACCCUCCAUGGUUGCGCCAUUGAACGAAUACAUUUUUAAUCGCUCCGAACGAACGACAAAUCAAUUUCACUUAUCGGGUCUAUAUAGGGUUGGUAUCCGCUAAAUGUUCUGAUUUGUGAAUAGGUAAACGAAUAAACUGGUAUAAAAAAUAUUGUAAAUUAACAAUAAGAAUAAUAAUAUAAAGUCCGAUAACGAUCAGUCCAUUUUUUUUUUUUUUUUUAAAUAUACGUUUAAUUGUCUAUUCAUAAGCGUUUUAGUUUCUGAGCGAAGCCAGGAAUUUAUUUGUUUAACAAUAAUGUUUAUUUUGUUUCUUUUAUCUGUGAAUAACUUUUCUUCCAGAAAUCUUGUUCCGAUUUUCAAGUGUAGCACUUUUUGUGAUAGUACUUUAAGGAAGUUAUUUUUUGAUUUUCUCAGGGGUUUUCGUAAUAAAUGGAAAAAAAACUGGGAAUAAAUGUAGGAAAAAUGAAAAAAAUUAUGAUAUGUGUUAUUUUCAAAUCGUACAUAUUUCGUCCUUCUAAACGCGUGUAACCAAACCCUGCUCAGAAUUGUUUUUUGUUAGCAAUGUUUAAUCUUUUUAUGUAUAGGUGAGGUAGGUAAAUUUCUUCUGUAACUCCCCGAAUUCUCACCUAUAACAGAUAACUGUGACCCAUCGUGCGAAAUAUGUCCGGCUUUUUUUUUUUAUUCGUCUUAGCACGUAUUAGGUACGUCAACUUCCGGGUUAUAAGAAAUUAAAUUUUUUUUUCGUAUCGUGGGCCCUGAACGUUUACGACUAACAGUCAACAGUUAUCUAUUAAUAGUUUGAUCAGUUUUUGAUUUUUAUAUUUAGGAGCCUAUUCGCACGGCUUGUCUUUUCGCUCAAAUUCUCGUGCAUAAUAAGUCCCAUAUAAUAAUUUGUUAUAGUAAUCAUUCGAUUUUGAUGAUUUCAUUUUUUUGGGUUGGAAAGAGGAAAACUUACGGACGUAUAUUAAAUUUGAGUUAUAAUAAUCAUACUUCUAAACCCAAUAAUUAACGUUAUAAUUUCGAUAAUAUUAAUUCAUACGCGUAAAAAAAAAAAAAAAAAAAAACAAAGAAAUAAAAUAGAACAUUUUCAAUUCCAACAAAUAGCUCGAAAAUCAUCAGAAUGUUUUGAAAAUUUGCCUAAAGGUCUAUAAAAAAAGUCUAUUAUAAGUAUUCUGCGAAAAUGUCCGGUCUCUAAACCGAAUUACAGGGGGAAAAAAAAAAAUCGAAAAUAAUGAAACCGCUUGUUGUAGCCGUAAAUGUUGAUGUUUUUCAUUAGUUUUUUCCGGAUUUACACAAUUAUUAAGAAAAUUACCUUUCCAAUGCACCGACCAAAAAGAUGCUCGGUUUGGAAAUCAGAGCAGUACUUCUGGUAGAAAAGUCACUGACACAAAAAUAUGAAGAAAAGAAAACACACGCACACUUCACAUGGUAGUAAAACCAAUAUACAUUCUUCGCUGCGCUCUAAACAUACAAAUUAUCGUCAUUGGAGUUUUUUUUCUUUUUGUAAAUCAUGUUUUUGAGCGUAAAAACAUGUCACGUGCGGCCCGCCCGUGCAAGUCCGUUUCUAUUCGCGUAUUUUGUUUGACUCGCGAAUGACGACGGUAGGAAAUUAUAUUUUUAAAUCGUUUUUUUUUCUACCGAAAAUACGGUACCUACAAUAAUAAUAAUAAUAAAAAAAAAAAUGUAUAAAUUACGUGAAUCUCGCCGUAUAGCGUAAUAUUUCUAACGAAUAAUAUUGUAUGCUAUUUUGGGUACGGACCGCCAGUCCGUCAGCAUCGACCGUAUCGAGCUUGUUAUCUAUUAUUAAUUGUAUUAUAAUAAAUACUGGCACAAAUAAUACAAAUAAUACACGGCUAGGUAACGAAAUACUCAUUUUUUUUUUUUUUAUGCUUCCUCCUUUAACUUUUUCUCACUCAUCCGCACCCCGGGUAGGUGUAUGAAAAAAAAAAUUAUACUAGUAUACGCCAGUAGUUCUACGCGACGACCGUUAAAUCAUUUAUCGUAAAUACUAAAUAAUAUAAUACCUAUAUUAUGGUUAUUAUUAAAAUUUUGAAUGAAUUAUUAUUUAUUAAAUAUUUUAUACGCGAUUAAAAUAAUGAUGGAAAAAAAAUAACGCUUUGAAAUUCAUUCAUAUAACAUAUAUAUUGUAUACAAGAUACGGGCGUAUAUAAAUGUGAUUGAUAAUAUUUUAAUAAAAUAUAUGUGUUGUGCGUGUUAAAUCAUAUUUCCUCUAAACGAAUAUGAUAAUAUUGCGUGUGAAUGUACGUACGUAUAUUAUAACAUCAUUACAAUAUUAUCUGAAUAUAACAUUCGUUUGAAAAUAUUUUAUCAUGAUACGUUUCCGGUCGGAGUAAAACGUUAAUAACAAUAGCUGUUACAUUAGUGGUGAACAACCGCCGCGGGUAUUCUCUCUCUCUCUCUCUUUUUUUAUAUAUAUAUAUACACAUUAAAUAUAAUAAUUUAUCUAAAUGUGUGUAUAUAUUAUUUUUUUUUAAUGAACUGUAAACGAAAUCCCGAUAAUGUCUAUAAUUUACAAUAUUUUACUAUACAUGAUAUUAUACUACUAUAUUUUCGAAAAAUUAUUUCAUACACACAGAGGUUGUGAUGUGCCCUGGAUAAACACCCACAGGGUAUUUAAAUAUUUUGGAUAUUUGCCCACCUGAAAAUCGGGUAAAUGAUUUUUUACUAUCCUAACGGAUAAUUAAUUAAUAAAUUACGUUUCUAUAGAGUAAUCAACAUAACAUAAAACGUUCGUUAAAUCCGAAAGUGUUAAUUUUUUUUCGGAUUUUGGUUGUUUAGAAACAAGCAACUCAAAACGAGACUGUGGGUAAUAAAAAUGUCUUACGUUUUGCUGAUUACUCUGUGUAUAGGAGUAAAAUUACAUGGAUUUUCGAAUCGUGACAGUAAAUAAGUAAUUGCAAUUUGUUGUAACGAAUCCGACAACCGGAAUAACCGUUUUUUGUAAUAUUUCGGUAGGUUUUCGUACGAGUAUGUGGGAAUAAUAGAAAAUAAUUGAGAAAAUCAUAUAGGUAGGUAGUUGGAAAUAAUUAGAAUAGAUAUUACAUUAGAUUAUACAGUUUGAUAUUUCUUGAUUUCGAUUGUGAUUAACAAUGUCACCGACUUAAACCGCAAACGGUUUGACAUUUUCGUCGUAAAUAGAGGGAGAGCUUGUAUCCCGCGAUGCAAUUUAUUUCAUCGACCCGCGGGUAAAAUUUAUAAUUUUGAUAAUGAUAAAAUAAAAAUUUAUUGUAACAUUCGGAACAUAUGUCAUAUUAUAUCCAUCACAAUUGUACGCUCGUUGUCCUAAAACUAUACAUAAUAUUUUCUUAAAUCAUUUUUCUUACGUGCAGUACUUACAUACCUACUAUUAUGUUAUACUAUGGUAUCAGCUAGUGCGUAUCAUAUUGUGCGAAACAAAUUUGUUCCGUGUGCGUUAUAUUUUUUUGCUGGUACGUGUUGCGGCUACUAAAAGACAAAUUAACGUUGUUGAAUGCCCCGUUUUGAAAGAUGAUUGUGCUAAACUAUACUGUUUUAUUUUUUAUUUUUAAACGUAUAAAUAGUUGGUACCUUUUAUGUUUAAUUUAUAGAAUAUACAUGUGUAUAUAUAUAUAGGUACCUUUUACAAAACUCAGCGGUCAGUAACAAAAUACCUAAAUAACAAACCGUCUUAAAUAUAAUGUCAAUACAAUUUGUUUAGACCCAAUAAUAAUGAAUAAAUAAUUAAAAAAAAAUGAAGAUACUGAGUUUGGAAAUAUGAGAUAAGCUAAACAAAACUAAUAUAUUGUAUUUAUACAUUUCCAUUUUAUCAUUCAAUCUGCCCUAAAAUAUGAUCACUGAAAUCAAAUCCAUAGGUAUUAGUAAUUAUUAUUAUUAGUUUAUUUACUAUUUAUAGGUACUAAUCUAAUCGUCUCACAUUAUAGCGAUUCGGAUGAGUUUCGUUUUAAACAAAAGAAUGUAUUAACUAGGUACACGUUUUUGAUUUUUUCUUAAUAAAAAGUAUAGUAUAGAUAGUCAAAUAAAAUAAUAGAUAAAUACCAAAAAAAUUUCAAGAGAGGGGAUGUAACUGCCAAUCUCUUCCCUUAAGUACGUCACUAUUAUCUAAAUAGAUAUUAACGUUUAUGGGUAUGCGUAUUAUGGUGACGGUUUUCAACAUUUUCUCCAAUUCUCUACAUUUUAAUAACUAUAUUUACAUUUUAACGACCGUUAAAAAAAAAGUAUAGGAAUUUCAUAGACCGAAGGAACAUAAUAAGAAAAUAGUAAUAAUUUGUUGCUCGUCAAUUUGUUAGCGGUCCUCGAUAGAAUAUUAAAAUUAUUAUAAUAUAAUAUAUCUGUUGCCCAUUCGCGAUGUUUAUUAUCACCGAUGAUAAAUAAAAACCACCGGAAACCGGAUAUUAUUGUAUCGUGUUUAACAAUCUCGUCGUAUACAAAAUGGUAAAUUGUAUAAAUAUACCUAAUGUUAUUAAAAUAAAUACAAAUAUAGAACAAAUACGAUAUUAUACAAAGCAUAUUAUUAAUAUUAAAGUAGACGAUGGGUUUCAACCUAACCGACUAUAAGUUUUCGUUUUAAACGCGUUUACAAUAAUUCUGUUGCAUCUCGCGUUUUACAUUUUUUCCUGUAUUGUUUCACACUAUACAUAAAAUUAAUAGUUGUGAUUAUUAUAGGUAGGUAGGUGUAGGUAAAUUAUAAUUGUCCAUCGGUUCAAUCGUGUUAUUACGAGUACGGAUUUUUAGAUAGAUAAAAAUGUAUAGAUAAAUAUAAUUCAAUUAUUACCUAAUAUAGACAUACUAUAACAGUGUGUAGCAUACAUUCUUAUGCCAAACACUUUUACGAACGUAGUUGUGUAAAUUAUAACCUAACCUAUUAUAAUAUGUCGGUUUGUUUUUUAUUUCUGUGCAAACUUGGUGUUCAACGUUUUUUUUUCAUCCUCCCCUCCAUUCCCUCCCCGUCCGCCAGUUAAAAAAAUAGUACCCGAUAUACUGUACGUAGAUAGGUAUACUGUAUAUUAAUAUUUUGUGAUAACACAAUAUUGGACUUCCGCGAAUUGAUAUAAGUUUUGCUACAGUGGCCAGUCGGACACUCGGCGCAACGGCAUUGGACUACGGUAUGGUGCGCGGCCGUUGGCCCGUACGUUAUUUUUCGUUGAUAACCUUUUUCGUCUUCCGUCGAAAACGUGUUUUAAAAUUUUUCAUUGAUCUUGUAUUAUAUCAUAUAAUAUGUUAGUCUAAUUUUUUUUUUUUAUAUAUAUAUUUCAUCAAUCCGAAUAUUAUGAUACAAUGAAAUAUAAUCGAAUAACUACAAAUUAAAAUAAAUCACCUAAAAUGUUUUCAAUAUUUAUAUAUUAUAUGUACCUAUAUGAUAAUCUCGAGAUAAGAUAAAUUGUAAGUAGGUAUAGGAUCAAUAUUUCUAGGUACAUACUAAGUAUAGGUAUUGAUUGAAAUAAUAAUAAUAUAAAAAAAAAAAAUUAUGUUUAAUGGUACUCUUUAUAAAAAAAAAAAAACCACGCAUAGACUAUAAAAUAGAGGUAGGUAUAUAAUAUAGAUACUAAAUUACAAAUUCGUUUUACAAACGAUUUUAAAGAAGACAUUUUGUUUCGACAUCUAUUUGUGUUUGUUUUUAUAUAGGUACCUUACGUUAUAUCCGCACGUUUUAAAAUGUUCAAUUAUUUGACACCUAAAUCGAUUCUGGUUUUAACAUUGUGCUUAGUUAAUUAAUUGUAUUCACAUAAUGUAUUGUAUUGAUUGCUUUUAAUGGUACGGUGUACAUUUUAGUCGAUUUAGACUUAAAAGCCGGACAAAACUGUCGGUAUUAUGUUUGACGGAUUUUAAUUUAAAAAACGGCCGUACCCAUUCCCCUUAUAAAUGGAACAACAGAUUAGCGAAAGUCUUAUUAUGAAAAUGGUCAUUGAACGUAACAAUUUUUUUUAAAUUUUACUAAAUUGGAAAAAAUUUGGAAAAUUGUUUCCAACCUCUUAACUGAUUUUAAAUUUAUUAUUUUGCUGAGUACUAAGUACAUUUAUAAUAUUAAUGUAGGCGUAAAUUAUUAUUACAGUACAUAACAUAACAUAUUUAGGUAUAGGUAUACUUAUUAUCCCGUGAUCCGAUUAGCAGGUUUAACAGUUACGUAAAAUAACCAUUAUAUAUUUGAUAUACAUUUAUUCCAUCAAGGGAAGGUUAGACUGUUACAAAGUAAUAAUAUUUAACAAAUUAAAAUAAUUGAUGGAUCUCCUCAAAAGCCAAUGGCUGUGCAAUAGGAGAGAUAGUUUCACUAAUUAUAAAAGUUUAAUUAUUAUAUUAAGCUAAUAAAAAAAAAGUUGAUUAAACUAAUCGAAAUAAAUAAUAUUGAAAAAUAUACAUAAUUGUUCUUAAAUUGAAAUUUCAUAUAAGAUAAUUGAUUGAAUAAGUACUAUGUAUGUUAAUCUUUUUAGUUUGGAAUUUAAGAUAUUUGAGUGAUUUUAAAAUGUAAAAUCGUUUUUUUAACAUAUUUUUUACAUAAUUAAUAUGAACAUUUGAUUUUAAGUUUUCAUUAAUGAAAAUAUCUAAAUAUUUAAAUGAAGUGAUGCGAUUCAAUAUAAAACAGCUAGUUGCAUGUACCUUUUGAGUUGCUAUUGUUAAGAUAGCUAUGAAAAUGAACAGUAGUUUAUUAAUUUAGUAAUUUAAUUAAAUGGUUAUUUAACACACACACACAUAUUUCUCCAGUUAUAAGGAGGCCGGCCACUUCCAAUACACACAGUGUAUGUAUUAUUCCCGUUGCUUUUGGACAGAUGAUCACAAGCGAGUGUAAAAGACUACGCAGAGAUUCUUACAAAAGCACGGGAACCUAGAACAGUGUUUUGUAUUUUAAAAAAAAAUUAAUAAAAUAGAAACAGUUAUUAUAUUUAAAUCUUUUUAUUUACUACGGUCACCUAUAUCAAAUUCAACCGAUCAAUUUGCCGCCUGAAGAAGAAAGGUAAUCAAAUUUAUAAUUAAUUUAUACGUGUGAAUCGAUUUUAUAUAACUAGGCACCCCCCGCCUUAUUUUUGAAUUACAACAGUAUUACCUUAAUUAGGUAGGUAUGUUUUUGAACAAUAGUAUACAAAGAUUUGUUUAAGUUACAUUUAAAAUACAGUUAUUAUGAUACUUCGGUACAUAUUAUAAUAUAGUCAAAAUAUUAAGUUAUUAAAUAUAAAAUCUAGCUUUUAACUCUAAUUUCAAAACUGAGAACUGAUCGCCACAUCCUAACAUAUUUUAAUUUUUAAAGUGUGUCAAAAUCAUUCAGAUUGAUACAUAUGCCAAAAUAAAUUUGAUAAAUUGGGAAAUUAAUAAAAAAUCUGAAAGUCUUGGUCAGAAAUGUAUUAAAAAAAAAAUCAAACAAUAUCUGGAAAAAAAAUUGAUUUGCUGUCAUUUGUGAAAUGUGAAUUAUAUAAAUAUUUAUUUGUAUUUAUUUUAAUUACCUACAUUAUAAUGUGUAACUAUCAUAAUAAUUGUAUUUUAAAUACAAAAACUUAUAAAAAUAUUUGUAUACUAUAAUUCAAAAACAUACCUAAUUAAGAGUUUUUUUUUUUUUAUCUGUUUAAUUCCCGACCGUAACUCGGUAUCAACCCAAAUUGUGACUAUGCUUGAUAUUAUUUAAAAUAACAAAAGAAAAAAAAAAGCAAAUACCUACUGAAAUACUCAAAUAAUUUCAGAUGAUAUACGAUUCUGCACAAUGUACCUUUUUUUCUACACGAUCCCGUACAUUAGUCGUAAUACAAAAGAUUUUUUCUAUGUAACACAAUUUCGCAUACAAAAUGCUGUAGCGUUGCCAAUUAUAGUAAAAAAUAUUUAUAUAGGUAAUUAUAAUAUUAAUUUUAAUCAAAUUUUAAUUUAAUAUAAAUAAACGAAUUAGUUUAUAUACCUGAUAAAACAAAUAAUUAACUAAAAAUUAAGUAUAUAAAAAAUAUAUAGUAAAAUGUCAAAAAGUAAAUAAUAGGUAUUGAUUAUUUUUAGUCAAACGCUAAAAAAGAUUUAAUUAAUUAAAAAAAUUACUAUUGUUUUCCUUGAUACCUACUUCUGAUAAAAAUUGAAUGAUAUCAUUUUUAUAAGAUUAAUACUUAUUGUAUGCAUUUAUCGUGAAUUCCAUACGUUCUUUUUCUUUUGCGUUCAAAAUUUUCUUAUCACUAUGUAAUUUAAUCGAUCCGAUUUUAGUUUCAGUUUCCGACUGAAAAUCCAUCAAUACUUUUAGGACUAAAUAAAUAUGUGGGGGAGGGUAGUAAAAUUGGGCGUUUUAUGCACGAUGGAAACUUUCAGAAGUAUUAGUUUUCCUAUAAUGUAGGUAAUUAAUAACAAUUAUUAUUCACAGAAAUAUUAAUGUUGAUUCAACUAAUGUUACCUUGGGUUCACUGAUGGCUUUUCUGCCACAAUUCUGGUGAAAAUAAGCAUUCAUCUUCAAUGUAAUUUUUCAAAAUACAUUCAAAGAACAAAUAUCCUACAUCGUUGGGGUAAACAUUUGUAAGUUCGGUGAAUGCUUCAUUUACUGCAAGGAAAGGCAUAGCGAAAAAUUGCUUCAACCAUUUUCCAAGUUCAUCAUUUGAAUCCAUGUGUGCUUUUUUUAAAACUAGAUUCACUUUGUAUCUAUAAACAAUUAAUAACAUAAAUAAAUAAAUAAAAAAAAAAAUACCUAUACAUAUAAAUAUAUAUUAAUAUUGUUUACCUUACGCCCCAACAUUGUCUUAAGUGAAAUCUGCAAGACAUUAUUUUUACAUUCAGGAAAAACGAUAGCACUGCUUUAUGUGCAUUGAUUUCAAAGUCCAAAUAUAUUUUUUUUAAUAUCUAAUACUUGAUCGCUACAAAUUUAUAGAAAAUAAUUCCAUAAAUCUACGUAGGUAUUUUGAGUUUUAUCUUUAAAAAAAAAAUAUACUAGUGGUAAAUAAAAUCCAUUUUUAUAACUAUGUAUUGUGAUAUAUGUUUUAUAAUUAUAUAUUUGUAAAAAAGCUUAGGUGAAUAAUUAAAUAUUCUGUCACAAAAUAAUUUUGAACAAAAUUGAGCCAAGAAAUUAAUGUUUUGAACAGUUGUAAGGCAAAUAAAAUUAGCAUCUGCUGGAGCAUAAAUAAAUUGUUGAUUUUUAAAAUAAAACAUUUAUCAGUUUUUAAAUUCCUUAUUUGUUGUAAAGCAUCAUUUAAGAAUAUUAGAAGUACAGGAUAAUAUUUUCUUCGUUUAUCGAAUAUUGCUUUAUUCACAGAUCUGUCAUGGUGUCUUAUUUCCAAUGAUUCUGGAGUUUCGAGUAACUCUAUCCAAAUAAUUUUUAGAAGUUGGGUAGAAAUUAAUUCCUCUGCUCGUCACCUACGAUUUUCUCUUAGUACUUGUUUUUCGAUUUUAUUAGAAGUGUUGACCGGAUGAUCAUGCACACCUUUUGAGUCUUGCAUUAUUUUUUUUUUUCAAAAUUUGAAAAAAUAAACGGAGUGCAAUUUUUAUCAGAAGAGCAGCGCCAUUUUAAAAGUUUAUCGCAUUUACGAACAUCGAUAAAUCUAUGUUUAUAUCCAUUUACAUCAGCUAAUUCUUUAUUUUUUUCCGAAUAAUACGAAUUUCUAAAUUAUUUAUUUUAUACAAUUUAAAAGAACAAAAAUAUGUCAUCGCAAUAUACGUAUUACGAUCAGUGAUUGAACAGGUAACUGACGAGUCUAGAUAAAAUGUAUACUGUAGAAUGUAAACUAUUCAGAUAAUCCUAAAUUUGAAAGUUUCAGCAAUUUUAAAUUUGAAUAUGCUGUAUUAAGAAAUAUUUAAACUGGGUGACUUGUUAGUUAGAUGCGUGUGUUAUUUGCGUACUGCAUAUAAUACAAUAUAUUUUUGUGUAUCGCUUUUUAUUUUGUUAUUUAUCGUUUGUAUUUAUUUGAUUUAAUAUCGAGCUAAUAAACUGUUUUAGCUAAUGUUUGGGCAUACCAUUCAUCGUGCGAUAAAAGUUCAUGUUAUCCAGCUACCGGUAAUUUAUUGAUUGGCAGGGAAAACCAUCUCGUGGCAUCUUCGACAUGCGGUUUAAAGCAAAGGGUUUGUAACUUAUUUAUUAUCAAUAUUAGUAUUUAAGUUAUAUUCACAAACAUAUAACAACUAAAAACUUACAUAUAUUAACAAAAGUUUUGAUAUCUAUUACAAUUAUUAUUUAUAAUUUAGGAUUCUGUUAGUAUUUAAUAAUUUUACAUGAAAAGAAAUAUAGUUCAAUAAUGAAUAUUGAUAAGUUCACCAAGAUUUGAUCAACAUUUUAAAUUGGCUGUUGCAUGAUUGAAUUGAUAAAAUAAUAUUUUAUUUUCUCAGUUACACAAAAAUAAUAUACUUUCCCAACGUAUGUGUUAUAUAUAUAUAAAAAAAAAGAACUAACUAAAUUUAGAUAUUUUAUAAUAUCCUAUAAAUCUGUUCAAACUGUAAUACAAUACAUAUUAUAUAAUAUAUUUAUGGUUUAUUUUUAGGUAAGGUAUUGUAUUGUAAACAAUCUCGAAGAACGUAAAAAAUGUUUUUGGUGCGAUUCAAGACAACCGUUUCAACCGAAUUCAAAGUAUUCUCCAAGUCAUAGAAUCGAAAAUAUUGUCCACCCUUCUUACACUGGGUAAUUAAUAAUUAAUAUUAAACGUGAAAUGUACAUAAAUUGUAUAUUAUAAGUACAAUAUAAAUUGUAAAUAUCUAUUAAUUAUAGUGCUACAUCUACACAAUGGUGGCAAUCGGAAAAUGGUGUUGAAAACGUCACCAUUCAAUUGAAUCUCGAAGCCGAAUUUCAUUUUACUCAUUUAAUUAUUACGUUUAAAACAUUUAGACCAGCAGUAAUGCUUGUUGAAAGAUCUUAUGAUUUUGGUAAUACUUGGCAAGUAAGUACACAUUUUAAAUCUUAACAUUCUCAACUACCCGAGAAAUAAUUCAUGGGCAAUGUUCAUUAAUAGGUACCUAAUAAAAAUUAAAUUCUAAUUUUAUUUACAGGUGUACAGAUACUUUGCGUAUGACUGUGAUUCCGUUUUCCCGAACAUACCCAAAGAACCACCACGUAAUUUGACUGAAGUUGUUUGUGACCAAAGAUAUUCGUCUGUACCUCCUUCUGCAAAUGGUGAAGUAUGUAUAUAAUUUGUAGUUAUACAGGGUGAUUAACAUAAUGUAAGAUACUCAUUAUCUCGAUAGUUAAGUUUUUUCAGAAUUGUCAAAAAUAGCUCCAAAAUAUUACAUUACCAUUAUUUUUUAGUGUGAAACCUUACCUAACCUAUUUGUUUUUGAUAUUCCAAUAGCAACUUAUAUUGGAAAUUCAAUAAAAAUAUGAAUUUUUGGGUUAUAAUAUAUAUAUUUAUAUACAUUUUGUUACUGCCAUUUUUAAUUUCCGUCAACCUGUUGAUGAAUUAUUCCAUUUUUAUGUUAGCCUUUUCCGGGCAGGAGAAGAAUAGUGCAACACAAUUUGUGUGGUUGCGAAAGGUGUAGAAUUUAAAUAUUACUCCAUUAAUCUUUCCUACGCAUAAAAUGACAAACUUAAAAGUGGAUUAUCUCGUUAACGGGUUAACAAAAAUAAAUAAUUUCAACAUUAAAAUUUAUUUAAACUAAAAUUUUAUCUAUUUAUAUAAUGUUUAAUAUAGGUUGCUAUAUGCAAAUGAAAAUUUGGUAGUGGUUUAAUCCUCAAAAUAACAAAAAAUGACGGUAGUGUAAAAUUGUUGAGUUGUUUUUUUCUUCAAAACAAAUAUCAUAAUAAGUUAUUACUUUCUUAAGUCAUGAAUGUCUUUUGUUAAGUUGAUCACCCUGUAUUUCUUUUAGUUUAUUUAAAAUUUUUACUUUUAUAUUUAUGAAAAUUGGUUUAUAGACUGGAAAAUCUUAUUUUUCACUUGGUAUACGGAUUAAUUAAAGUUUAUUAAAAAUCUAAGAUAAGUGGUAACUUACAACUAGUGAGGUAUUCUUUAAGAUAAUGGUUAAAUUGAAGAUAUGUAUCUAAUAAAGGUUAAUUUAUUAGUUAAUUUAAAACUUCGAAAACCAGGGAAUGAUUUAGUUAUUAUCACUAAAACAUUUUUAAUGAUAUAAAAAUUCAAGUUAGUUUUAUUAAAAAUAAUAUCUUUAAUAUCUAUUAGAUUGUACGGAAUUAUACUUUGAUCUACUUUAUUUUCACUGAACACCUGUUUAGUAGGAUAAUAUUUAAUUUAAUUGAAGAGGAGUGCAAUUUAUUUUUAAACCCUAUUAGUAUAAUAAUUUUAUGAGCAUAUGUAUGUAAGAGAAAAACAUUUUGAAAGUCUUGUCUCCAUGAUGGGGUUCCUGAAAGUUUGAUUAGGUUUAGUUACCUAAUUCUCGGUAAUUCCACUCGAUUUUCAUUAAAUUUAGUCCUCCUUUGAAGUUUUUCUCCACUUUAACCACUGCUUUUAGAAACCAAUAUUUAUGAUAUUAUUAUUUAUUUAUUUUUAAUUUUAUUUAAAUAUUAAAUGUAUACUUUGGUGAAGAUCAGUUUUAAUCAAAUAAAUAGUUUGAUUAGAAUAAAAAAAAAAUCACACAUUGUAAAAUAAAUACAAAAAUAUAACUUAUAAUGUUUUUAUUUCUACAGGUAAUUUUGAGAGUUUUGCCUCCUAAUCUACACCAUAUGUAUGAUGAUCCGUAUUCGUCAGAAGUACAAAACUUAUUGAAAAUGACCAACUUGAGAAUUAACUUUACUAAACUUCAUACACUCGGAGACAAUUUGUUGGACAACCGAGAUGAAAUUUUGGUAAGUUUUAUACUUAACAGAAGAGAGAUAUUUUUUGAUGUACAAUAUAAGAAAUAAUGUUUUAAUUGUUAAUUAUAACUUAAUAGGAAAAAUAUUACUACGCGAUCAGCGAAAUGGUAGUACGAGGGUCUUGUUCGUGUUACGGACAUGCAUCUCGCUGCUUACCACAAGAUGGUACAGUUAGCAAGCCGGACAUGGUUUAUGGUCAAUGUGAAUGCACUCAUAACACCAAGGGUCUAAAUUGUGAGGCUUGUGAAGACUUUUUUAAUGAUUUCCCAUGGAAACCGGCUAUUGGUAGACAGACAAACGCGUGUAGACGUAAGUGGUGAUUAGUGCAAAUGAACAUAGAAAUUGGAAAAAUAUUUUUUUUAAUGUUUCGGUCGUAUUAAGGAUGUAAUUGCAAUAAUCAUGCAACGAGUUGUCAUCAUGAUGCUGCUGUGUUUGAGUUGACUGGUCGAACCAGUGGUGGGGUGUGCGACGGAUGUACUGAUAACACAAUGGGACGAAAUUGUGAACAAUGCAAACAAUACUUCUACCAAGAUCCUACAAAACCAUUUACCGAUCGUGAUGUUUGCUUACGUAUGUUUCCCACAAGUCAUAGUACUAUUAUUUUUGUAUAUUGAACGGUCUAAAUUAGUUUUAUUUAGUUUUAAUUGGGUAUACACCAUGAAAAUAUGUUUUAUUAAUUAUCGAAUAUUGUAUGUAUUAAUUGUAGCAUGUGAUUGUGAUCCUGGUGGUUCUUUGGACGACGGAAUAUGUGACUCCAAAACUGAUUUAGUUAACGGAUUAGAAUCCGGUCGAUGUCACUGUAAAACUAAUGUUGAAGGUAGACGAUGUGAUGCGUGUAAAAACGGCUUUUGGAAUUUCAGCGAGUCAAAUCAAGAUGGAUGCCAAGGUAUGCAUAUAAACAUUAAAAAGUUUUCGUUAAAUUAUUAUAUUUUUUGCAGUAAAUAAUUUUUAUUCGUUAUGAAUUUUGUAUACUUUGUAAAAUUUCAUCCAUUAUAACUAGAUAGACAUUAAUAAUAUUUUAUGUUUGUUUUAGUGUGCACUUGUAACACUCAAGGAACGGUAGACAACCAAGGUUGUAAUAAAGAAACCGGAGAAUGUACAUGCAAAAGGUAUGUGACUGGUAGAGACUGCAAUCAGUGUAUUCCAGGAUACUGGGGUUUGUCCGAUAGCCCAGACGGUUGUAAACCUUGUGACUGUGACAUCGGUGGAGCAUAUGAUAAUAUGUGUGAUGUUAUUACGGGUCAAUGCAAGUAAGUUAUUAUUGUAUACAUUUUAUUACUCUAAUUAUUAUAGUAUUAAUUUGUAAUAAUUAUUAUAAUUAUAGUUAUAAUUACUUAUAAUUGUAUUAAAUAUUUUUAUACUAAUACCCAUGUCUAUAAACAAUUGAAAUAUACCUAUCUAUAAUUACCUACUUAAUUAUAAUGUAUUUUUUUUUAUUUUUUAAGUUGUCGUCCUCAUUUGUCGGGUCGCAUGUGCAGUGUACCAGAACAAAACUUUUUUGUUGGUUCCCUCGAUGCAUCCAUCAGUGAAGCAGAAUUAUCCAACUGUACAAACGUAUGUACACUAUGAUCCUUUAAAGUUUUUAUAAUUUGUAUGCAAUAUAUUCAACUAUCAUUUAAAUAUUUAGAAUUGUCAAGUAUAUAUUCGAGAACCCUAUAGAGAUGGCCGUAAUAACACGUGGACUGGAACUGGAUUUAUGGAAUUGUUUGAAGAAUCCGAAUUAGUAUUAGAAAUAAAAAAUGUACCGAUUACAGCUGUUUAUGAAAUUGUUCUCAGAUAUGAAAAUCAAGUGAGUAGUAAAGACUAAGUAAAAUAAAAUAAAUAAAUUAUAUAGAAAUGUGAUUAAAUAAUUAUAAUAUUAUUAACAAUGAAUUAUAUAUUGUGCAAUCAGGGACCUAAUGUUUUGAGUGCAAUGGUUAAUUUGGAAAGAACAGACCCAAUUGACUCUAAUGGUACUUGUGCUGACUAUGAACAAAAUUACAAUGCUGGAGAUAUUAGGAAUGUUUUAUUAACACCAGGUUAACUUAAUUCUUAAAGUUAAAUAAUUAAUGUUUUUAAUUAUUGUAAAUCUGACUAAGAAAAUAUCUAAUAUUAUUUUUAAACAAAUGUGUUUUUAGUCUCUAAAUAUGCCAUUACAUCACCACCGGUGUGUUUAGAAGCCAAUAAAAGCUAUAAGACAAAAAUACAUUUCCAAAGAUUUAACAAAACUCAACUUGAUCCAUCCGCAUCAAUACUAGUAGAUUCUGUAAGUAUUUAAUGAAUUUAGAAAAACAUUUGUGUACAAUAUAAUAACUAACUAAUAACAUUGAUUAUUAUAUAUUUAAAUAAUAAUAUGUUAGAUUUUUAAAUUGUAAUUACUCAAUACUAAUAUUCGUGUCAAAGUAUUUUUUAAAAAAGAAUAAUAAUGUUGGACCUUUUAAUUUUGAAUUUUCCAAUUUUCCAAAACUCCCUAAUUCUUUCGAGUGUAGUGAGCCUGAUGGUAGUAGGACUCAAAACUAUAUAUUGAUAAAGUCAUCACCUGUGACGAAACUUUUGUUCCGUGUUUGGUAGAUUUAGGAGUUUGAAGAACUAAAUAACACUUGAUAAAAAUUUAAAAUGCAUUAAUUUAUCCCUGAGAUUCAAACUUACAAACCCAUGGGUCGAACAUACAAGAGAACAAUUUCAACAAUUUCGGUCAAACUUAGUAUGACAAAGUCUAAACAAAGUCUGGUCCAAGUCUAACGUCAUACUAGAUUGGCGCCUUGUAUACAUACGAUUAAUUUCGAGGGGUGCCAUCCAACACGGAUCUAACAAAAUCUUCAGAAACUUCAUUUCGGGAACCAAAAGCAGUUUUCCCCCAGGCUCUCCUAGUAAUGUUGCCUUUACCUAGGGCUACUGUGUCUUACAACAGCAGAUCCAAAGAACAAGAUAAUUACCAUUAAUUAUAAAUAAAACAUAUUCUAAAACCGAAACAACUAUCACCUAUUACAAUAGCCGUGAACACCGAUUAGAAUAUAACAAGAAUAAAACUUAUAAACUAUGUAAAAUUAUGUAAACUGAAAUAUAAAUGAAUAUAGGAAUACUUAGGGGCUCUAUUUAGGAGACCUGACGAAAAAUAGUAGUAAUCUCAGAUUUCUACACUAGUAUUUUUACAAUUAUAGGUUGUUCUAAUACCACAUGUUGAAAGUAUGCCAUUUUUCCAAGGAUCACCAGCGAAUGAGUUAAAACUUGAAGAAUACAAACAUUACAAAUGUAAAGAAGCAUAUUACACUGUUCUUAGAGAUCAUGCGGUACCUGAUAUUUGUCAAAAAUAUCAUUAUAGUGUUGGUUUUUAUUAUUUGGAUGGAGCAUUCGGUGAGUAAAUUUACUUAAUAUUGAAUUAGAUAUUAUUAUGUAUGUUUGUGUUUAGCAUGCCAAUGUGACCCAACGGGAUCAACUAGUGCUAUUUGUGACUCAUUGGGUGGCAAGUGUUCUUGUAAAACAAAUGUAGUUGGAAGAAAAUGUAACAGAUGUGCUCCUGGUACAUAUGGAUUUGGUCCAGAAGGGUGUCAAGGUAAUAAAUAUUACAAAUUAUGUGACAAAAUUUUAUAAUGACACGACUUAAAGGAAGUAGCAUUCAGUGAUACAUAAUUAUUUCCAUAUAGGUAAUGACAUAAAAAAAAAAAAAAACCAAGGUUGUGUUAGUGGACAAUUCCUAUACAUCAAGUGUUCAUUGAUAUUAUACUUAAAUACCAUAAUAUAUUUGUGUAGCAUAAAAAAAUUAAUUUUCCCUACAUACUAUGAGUGUACAUACAGUAUUUUAAAAUUUGCUUUGGUAAUUUUCCCUACAAACUGGGAAAUAUUGACCCACUUAUUAUAGCCUCUCACCCUAAUUAGGGUUAUUCAGAAUGUACUAUUUUAAUGGGAUAUUAUUUUAUUUUUUAAAAGUGUUUUAAAGUCUGCAUUUCUGUCCUAUUAACUGUCCCACUCAUUACUACUUACUAAUUUUUAACACUUUUUAAUUGACUUCUCAUUAUGCAUUGUUAUAUAUUUACUGCCUAAAUAGUAAAUAUUAAUGUUUCAGUAGUUUGGGAUCCACUGGCCUUUCUUAUGAAAUAUUGCUAGCAGAGUAAUAUUUUUGGAUUGAUAAUACAUAGAUUUAUUUUAUAAAAUAAAAGAAAAAAAAUAUUUACAAAUUAAAACAAUUUUUUUUAUUUUUGAAAUUAGCAUGCGACUGUAACAGUGUGGGAGCUUUAGAUAAUUUGUGUGAUGUUUCAAAUGGACAAUGUAAGUGUCGUACACAGACGUAUGGAAGGGAAUGUGAUCAGUGUGAACCAGGUUCAUGGAACUAUCCUGAUUGUCAGAGGUGUACGUGCCACGGACACACUGAUGUAUGCGAUUCUCAUACUGGAGUAUGUCUUAACUGCCAAGGUUUUACAGAAGGAAGUAAUUGUGAUAGGUGUGUAGAAUGUGUAAUAUAUAAACAAAUAUACAUAUUACUGAUUUUAUUUCUAACUAAUAAUUGAAUAUUGUAUAGAUGUAUAGAGGGUUAUUAUGGUGAUCCUCGUUUGGGAAUAGACAUUCCUUGUCGACCAUGUCCGUGUCCUGGAACAGCAGAAUCUGGACAUUCCUAUGCUCAUCGAUGCGCAUUAGAUUCAAAAACACAAGAUGUCUUCUGUGAAUGCCAAGAAGGAUAUAAAGGUAAAUAUAUUUUAAUUUGUGUACAUUCAUAUUAUUUAUCCUUAAAUUCCAUAGGUUCUAGAUGUAAUUUGUGUAAUGAGAACUAUUAUGGAAACCCUGAAGUUCCUGGAGGUUCAUGCCAACCAUGUAACUGUAAUAAUAAUGUGGAUAUAACUAAGAUGGGUAAUUGUGAUCCACACAAUGGAAAAUGUCUCCAAUGUUUAUUUAACACAGAAGGUGACAACUGUGAUGUAUGUAAAACUGGAUUUUAUGGUGAUGCAAUUCAACAGAAUUGUGCUGGUUAGUUUAAUUUUCUUUUAUUACUGAAUUUAAUUGAAGUUUUACUAUAAAUUAAUACGUUCACACUUUAUUUAUUACUUAUUUUAUAUUAUUUAUAAAUAUUUUAUUAUAUAAAAUUAAUUAAUUAUUUUUUUGUUUAUAGAAUGUGUGUGUGAUUUUCUGGGAUCACAAUCCUUGGUGUGCAAUCACACCACUGGACAAUGUCCUUGCUUACCUAAUGUUGUUGGAUUAACUUGUGAUACUUGUAAACCUAAUCAUUGGAAAAUCGCUAGUGGAAAUGGAUGUGAGCCGUGUAAUUGCGAUCCUGUUGGAUCGCUCUCUGAACAAUGUAACCAGGUACCUAUAGCUAAAAAUUAACAAUUAAGCAAAAUAAAUAAGCAAAUAAAUCAUUUUUAACAUAUAUUUUUUUUCUAAUCAUUUUUGAUUUUAGUUUGACGGCCAAUGUAAAUGUAAACCUGGUUUUGGUGGAACUCAAUGUAAUCAGUGUCAAACUAAUUAUUGGGGUGACCCUAAUAAAGAAUGCUAUGGUUAAUAUUUUCAAAAGAAUGUUUAUUAUUUUAUAUAAUUAUAAAAAAAAAUUAUAUUUGUUUUAGCAUGUGACUGUAAUCCUGAAGGUUCGGCGACACAGCAAUGUAAUCAGACUACUGGACAUUGUAAUUGUAUGUUAGGAAUAGGGGGAGAAAAAUGUAAUAUUUGUGCAAGGGGGUAUUUAGGCACAGCUCCGAACUGUAGUCCAUGUGGAGAAUGUUUCGAAAAUUGGGACCAAUCGCAGAAAGAACUAAAUGGUAAAACAAAAUAUGAGUAGUUAAAUAGAUUAUAGAGAUAAACUUAAAGAUGUAUAAUUCAUAUCAUUCCAAAAAAUUAAUUAUUUUUAAUUAGAGCAAACCGAGAAUGUAAUAAAAUCGGCUUCUGAAAUAAAAGCUACUGGAGCUGCAGGGGCUUACACAGUUGAAUUCGAGAAUAUGGAAAAAAAAAUAACUGAGGUUAAAGUUAUUUUGCAAACAACUACAAAAAGUUCAUCUGAUCUACAAAUACUAAAUGAAGUUAUUGAUCACCUUAGGUAUUUAUUAAAUAGUAUAUCAGCAUUAUGAAAUAACUGAUUGUUAAUAAAUAAAAAAAAUGUGGUUAUUUGCAGAAUAAAUCUUACAACUAUGGACCAGCUAAAUACCAUUACAAAAACUAUUGACAAUGCAAUGCAAAGAAUGAUUUUAGCUAAUUUAACAUUAGGAAAUCUUAAUGCUAAAACUAUUACUUUAAAAGAUACUGCACAAGGUUUGAAACAGAACUCAACAAAACUUCAAGAACGUAAUGUGGAAGGUAGGCCAAUGUUUACAUUGAUACACUGUUUUACUAAUAAGUGUGAUUUAUAUUUUUCAUUUUAUUUUAGCAUUUUUACUUUAAAUAAUUUAUCAUUAAGACUAAUAUUUUUGAUGAAGGUAACUUUACAAUUUAAUUAAGUUACCUUUAUCAAGUUACUUACGCCCUUUUUUAAUAAAAUAUAUUAAUCAUUAAUCAUUAAGUUUAUUUUUUUUUUUUUUAGAAAUAAUGGACCUUUAAUAUACUAAAAUUAUUAUUUUUUUAAAUUCUUCAGGUGCCUUGAACUUAACUAAAGAAGCAUAUGAGAAAGCAAAAACAUUAAAACUAAAGGAGACUGUUCAAGAUAAACUUCUUGGAGAUAUAGAACAUCAGUGUAAAAGAACAGAGAUGUUCUCUAGUCGAAGUGUAAAUGUUUUUAAUGAAGGUAUUAAAGAUAAUGAAUAUACAUUGGAGAAAUUAAAUGAGGAAAUGAAUAACUUAAAUCAAGAAAUUCCAAAAUUGAAUCAACAAGUGAAAUAUAAUUAAUUAAAUUUAAACAUAAUAUAUAAAUAGUAUUUAUUCAAACAAUGAAAUAUAUGUUACUAGAUUUGUGACAAAGGAAGUGAGACUUGCGAUAAGCUUUGUGGUGGUGCAGGGUGUGGUUUUUGUGGUGGUUUAUCAUGUGAAGCAGGUGCUACCACUAAAGCUGAACGUGCAUAUAGCUUUGCUAAAGAAGCAGAGAAACAUAUACGUGAUAAAGAAGCAAAAGCAGAAGAAUUAUAUCGAGGUGUAAGUAUAGAUUGAACUUUAUUAUAUUUCAAUAAAGAAAAAUACAUAUUGUUUUUUAAAUUAAGAUAUCUCAAGUCAAUCAAGAACUUAAUUCUGCAUUGACUAAUGCUAAAGAAAUUGGGGAACAAUCCAAUAGAACUAAAAUACAAUCACAAAACAUUCUCAAUGAAAGUUAUGCUUUAAUCGAAAGGUACGAAAAGUUUUUGAAUCCUACUGGAAUCAAAUCUGGAGACGUUGCAUUGAAAGUUGAUGAAGUAAUAUUGUCAAAACAAUUAUUUUGUGUAAUGUUAAAAGGGGUAAAAUAUUAUUUAUAUUUUUUAGGUAAUGAAAUUAAAUAUUAACUUGAAACCAGAACAAUUGCGUCAACUUUCAGAAGAUAUAAAUCGAACACUAUCCCAGCCAAUGAAUAUUGAUAACAUUAUUAAAGAUACUCAUGAAGACUUAUUAGAAGCUAAAAUGUUAAAUGAAGAAGCUGAAAAGAAACAGUAAGUUUAUUUUUUUUCUAAUUUUUUUCACAUUUUACCUAUAUUAAUAUUUAUUGUCCGUUUAUUUUAUUUAGAAGUGCUGCCAAAAUUAUUCUUCAAGUUUCUGAACAAGUUGAAAAAGCUUUAGCUGAAGCUCAAGACAUACAGAAUACUGUAAGCCAGGAUAUAUUACUAACUAAACAAAAUAUUGUAGAUGCAUCCAAUAGUUUAUCAAAGGUUAGUACAUUUUUACAUUUUUUAUAAAUAUCAAACUUCCAUUAUAUUAUAUGAAUAUUUGAAGUGUUAAUAUGUGGUAUUGUAUUUUAUUUUAAGAUAUUUAUUUGGUUUUUAUAUUGUUUGAUGUUUAGGUUAAAGCAGAGACAGGUCUUACCCAAGAAACUAUUCAGAAAAUGUUAGAUGAGAUUAGCGUAAUUGAUGGCAAGUUGAAAACAUUGCAGACCGGAUUUUUAAAAAAUGUUAGAGAUGCUAAUGAAGUUAAAUCUGAAGCAAAAACUUUAAUACAGGAAGUAGAGGAAACAAAAAAUAAAGCCUCGCAAUUGUUAGCUGCUUACAAUAAAGCUAAUGACACCUUAGAGAAUCGCGUAAAAAACUCAAAAACCACUCGCAGCAACUCCAUUUAUUUGUUAGAAAAAGCUAGCCAAUUAUCUGCCAAUACUACUUUAAAAUUGAAAGAACUUGGAGGUAAAUGAUUCAAAUUACUAAUAUAAAACAAACUAUUUAGUUAUUUUAGUUUUUUAGUUAUUACUAGAUAAUGGAUUUAUAUGCACUUAAAUCUCAAAAAAGUGCUUAAAUCAUCAAAAAACACUUUAAAAUAUUUAAAAAAGCAAAAGUCGUAAAGAUGUUUUAAAAUAACUUUUUACCUGUUCUAACCGUAUAAAAUAAAAUUGUUUAAUACCUACUGAAAAUGAUUAACAUAAAGUAUUUUUUUGUUUUUAUAUAUAACAUAUAAAUUUCUUUAAAAAAAUUACUUUGUGAUAAUUAUUUUUUUAGGCCAGGCGCACAUUGAGACGCAGGUGACCCAGUGCAGCGCAGAAAAAACUGUUACCUAUGUGAGCGCAUAUUACCACACAGUUCCGUGUCACUAUUCAUCCAGUCAUGAGUGAAAUGAUAGCUAAAACUUUAAUAAAUUUAAGUUCUGAAUCAGAUUCUGAUGAUGAAUUUGAUGAACUUCUGAUCAACUUACCAUUUUUUAAUUUAAUUUCACUAGCUAUCUUUUCCCACAUCUCAUUUUUUAUAGCAAAAAAUUUAAUAAAUUUAAGUUCUGAAUCAGAUUCUGAUGAUGAAUUUGAUGAACUUCUGAUCAACUUACAAUUUUUUAAUUUAAUUUCACUUGCUAUCUUUUCCCAUAUCUCAUUUUUUAAAUUUUGUCUUCAUGUAGUCGACAUAACUAGUGUCAUAUAAGACACUUUAAUGUCAGAGGGAUUCAAUUAUAGCUUCUUCCAUCCCAAAAAUAAAAUACAGUAUUAAAAUUAAAAAGGAGGAAAUUAUGUUAGGCUGGCGUAAUUUAAAUGGAAAAUAUUAAAAAUGUGUGCAGUAAACUGUGUCGCAGACUGCGUCACGCAGGUUGACACAGGCAAAGUUCUGCUCUAUCCUGCCCUGCCUACUAAUAUGCGCUAAGACAUUGUAUUAUAUCAUAACUAAUAGAUUAUAGAAAACUAUGCAACGCAGCGUCACCUGGGUCUCAAUGUUUGUCGGGCCUUAGUGUUAAAUAUUAAAGGAAAUCAUAAAUCAUUAAGGAAAUAUGAAUUUUUAGUCAGUUUAUAAUAUUAUAAUAUAAUAAUUUUUUGUGCCCCAAAACAUAACCGAUUUCCUGUUUCCGUCCGUUUUUCCAUUUAAUCUAGUCCGAUGCUUGGGUUUUGAGUCUUGAACAAUGGUUGUUUUACUAGGGCGGGUCGUUAGCCCACCGCUAAACCCCCAACCUGGAGGGCCAGGCUAUCCCAACCAAUUAAGGUCAGGGUAGGGCUGCUGCAGUGCACUUACAUAAGUACACUGGGCGAUGGGCGCGCCACUUUCCCUACGCCAGCUUAUAUUUCCGCUACAAUUGUAUUUUCUUAACAAUAUUUGUAUUAUACCAGGUGAUUCUUUUAUUGUUAAACACUUUUUAUUUUAAAAAGUAUUGACUAUUUUUGAAAUUAACUAUUUCUGAAAUGUUACAUUGUCUUUUUUUUGUCACUCUUAUUUUUGUUGGUGAAACGUUUACUUAUUUGAUUUUCAAAUAGGAACAUAUUUAAUGAAAAUGCUUUAAAUAGAUGGUGUAUUAGUUAAAAUAAAUGUUGGUGAUGAAAUUUUAGAUUUCUGUCAAUCCAUUGACAAGAUAUUCCACUUUUAAGUUUGAGUCAGGGGAGAGUAGUGGAGCAUCAUUUGUGUGGCGGCACAGCGUGGUAGGGGUGUCUUCAGACUUUGACUAUGGUUAAGGGGGCAAAAUAACUAAAUUUAAUAUCAAUGAUUGAUAAGAAAAAAAGACAGACAUACUUCACACAAUGGGUGGACCACUGUUAUAGAUGAAAAGUUGGGAAGGUAGGAUAUUGAGGGAAAUUUAAUGUAUAUCUGAACCUAAGAAAAUUUAAGCAUUGCCAACAAAAACCGAUUCUUAGCAGACCUCAGUUAAUAGUAUUGUCUUCGGUCAACAAAAUUUCAAAUCCUUUGUCUGAUGUUAUUUCAACUUAUAUAGCUUAGAAGACUAAAGAUAUAUUGUACAAAUUUAGUGAAACACUACAUACUUUAAAACAUUUAAACUUUACAAUUAUCAAUUUUUUAUUUUAACUAGUUGUACAAAUAAUUAAAUUCCUACCUAAUUUUAUCAAAAUUUUAAUAUUAAUGUUAAAAAAAUAAUUUAAUAGAAUUAUAAAAUAACCAGGAACACAGGGUGAUUAAAGAAUAUUGACUUUUUCAAAAAAAAAUUGUUUUUUUAAAUUUUAAAUACAUGCUUUUCUACAAUGUUUUUGGUUUUUUUUUACAUAAUUUGUAUUUGGUUGAUACUUGAUAAAUUAAGUUGAUAAACUAAACAGAAAUACAUGAAAUCCAAUUGGGCAAAAGGUUCUUUAUAAGUCUUAAUAGUGGUAAAAAAAAAUUGAAUGCAAUAUACUAUUUUUUUUUUUUUAUUAUUAUUAUAAAGAAUUUUAAUAUCAAAGUUUUAAUGAAAAUCAUAAUUAUUAUGGCCUUUCAAAACAUGUAUAACCAAACUUUGCUCUGAAUGGGUUUUCGUUUUAUUAUUUACAAUACCUAAUAAUAAUAAACAUUAUUAAUUUUAGAUGCCGAAAAGGAAUUUGUAGAACAAGAGAAGAAAAUAUUAGAAUUGAGUAAUCUUACUGAUGAAUUAAACUCCAGGAUGUCAGUUAAUUUAGAAGAUAUAAAUAAGAAGUCUUCAUAUUACAGGACAUGUAAUAAUUAG